CUGCGCUUACUCCCCUCUCAGAAGCCAUCUUGGACGCAGUUCAGUUUCUUGCAUGUGAAUGUCGGACCCUGUCCUCAGCGACUCACGACAACAGAGUAGAAACGGUUAACGCGCACCGCGGAGCGAGAAAUGUGUUUAUUUUAAUCAUCGAGUUUAUUUUACCUUGUCGAUUUUACAUCCUGGAAUCGACCGAUCCUUUCCCGAUGGAUUUGUUUAUAUGUAAAACUUACUUCUAGCCCGUGCAAUUUUGUUGCAUUGGGGGACUGUACACACAAAAGCAACGCGAACUCUUGGUGCUGUGGACAUCGAAGGCCUUGGGUCAUUUGGCUCGUUGUGUUAUGCCGAUCAUCUUUUUAAAUGUUCGCAAAGGAAAAGAGGUUCAAAAGGAGAACAUCUGGUGUGUUUCUUUUUAAUUAAAGGAAUAUGUUUGCUUCCUGGCUGACUUUUGCACUUCUUCUGGGAACUUUUUGUGCAGGACCAAGCCAUGGCGAGGUGGACACACGGGAGUGCUUGUUCUAUAACGUGAACUAUGAGAUCGAGAAGACCAACCAGAGCGGGGUAGAGCGCUGCGAGGGUGAGAAGGACAAGAGGUUGCACUGCUACGCCUCAUGGCGCAACAACUCUGGUACCAUCGAGCUGGUGAAGAAGGGCUGCUGGCUGGACGACUUCAACUGCUAUGACAGACAAGAGUGUGUGGCAACAGAGGAGAAUCCUCAGGUCUUCUUCUGUUGCUGCGAGGGGAACUUCUGCAACGAGAGGUUCACCCACCUGCCCGAUGUCAAUGGACCAAUGAUCAAGCCGCCUCCCCCCACACCCACCCUACUCAAUGUGCUGGUCUACUCACUGCUGCCUAUCACCAUGCUCUCCAUGGCUCUGCUGCUGGCCUUCUGGAUGUACCGCCACCACAAGCCGCCCUAUGGCCACGUGGACAUCAACGAGGAUCCUGGCCUAGUUCCCCCUCCUUCCCCCCUUGUGGGGCUUAAACCCCUGCAGUUGCUGGAGAUCAAGGCAAGGGGGCGCUUCGGCUGUGUGUGGAAGGCCCAAAUGAUGAAUGAAUACGUGGCUGUCAAGGUCUUCCCCAUUCAGGAUAAGCAGUCGUGGAUGAAUGAGCGGGACGUGUUCCUCACGCCGGGGAUGAAGCACGAGAACCUGCUGCGCUACAUUGCGGCCGAGAAGCGCGGGACCAACCUGGAGAUGGAGCUGUGGCUCAUCUCUGAGUUCCACCAGAGGGGCUCCCUGACAGACUAUCUGAAGGGGAACGCGAUCAGCUGGACUGAGCUGUGUCACAUCUCUGAGACCAUGGCCUGCGGGCUGGCCUACCUGCACGAGGACGUUCCUCGCUACAAAGGAGAGGGACCCAAACCGGCCAUCGCUCACAGGGACUUUAAGAGUAAGAACGUGAUGCUGCGGACGGACCUGACGGCCAUCAUCGGAGACUUUGGGCUGGCGGUGCGGUUCGAGCCGGGCAAGCCUCCAGGGGACACUCAUGGCCAGGUGGGUACCAGGCGCUACAUGGCGCCGGAGGUCCUGGAAGGGGCCAUUAACUUUCAGCGGGAUGCCUUCCUCAGGAUAGACAUGUACUCCAUGGGCCUGGUGCUGUGGGAGCUGGUGUCGCGCUGCAAGGCGGCCGACGACCCAGUGGAUGAGUACAUGCUGCCGUUUGAGGAGGAGAUUGGCCAGCACCCGUCCCUGGAGGACUUACAGGAUGUGGUGGUCCACAAAAAGAUGAGACCGGUCUUCAAGGACUGCUGGCUCAAACACGCUGGCCUAGAGUCGAUGUGUGAGACAAUAGAGGAGUGCUGGGACCAUGACGCCGAGGCGCGGCUUUCGGCCGGCUGCGUGGAGGAGCGCAUCUCACAGAUCCGCCGGCUGACCAGCCCCCCUACCUCAGACUGCUUGGUCUCCAUGGUGACCUCUGUCACCAACGUGGACUUGCCACCCAAAGAGUCCAGUAUCUGAGCCCAAACCCCUGUCCCUACCAACACCCACCCACCCAACGCAGAGCGACAACAUGCAAGCAAACAAAACAGCCUUGUCUUGUUCUUCUUCAGCUUCAGCCGAUCUCAGAACAAAACAGCCUUGUCUUGUUCUUCUUCAGCUUCAGCCGAUCUGAGAAGAAAAAAAAACAUGAAUGCAGCUGCUGUUUUAUCCUGACAUCUUUUUUUUUUAAUUGAUUUUUAUUGUUAUUUUCUUUCCAAUCGGAUCAAUAUUACCAGCACACUUCUUCUCUACUGUGUUUUUAUCAAGAGAGGACAAGAAAAAAAUAAUUACAAAAAAAAAACGAAAUUGACAUCUCAGUAGUGCAUUCAGGUGCCGACUUAUGAAUGCUGACAAGGUGCAGGUACCUCAACCGUUUUCAGCUCUCAGCCGUUUAUUUGGGUUUAGUUUAUUCCUCUCUGUCUUCUGGACAGGAUUGCCUGUGACAAAACCAACCAACUAAGCAACCAUCUACCAUGUUGGACAAUACAUCAAUGCUGCAAAAACCUUAUGAACUUUAAGACUUACACACAACUAACCUUCCUCAAGGGAUUUUAGUUUUCAGAAAACUUUUCCUUUUCCGACAGCGUGCUAUACAAACCUUCGGAACUAACGGGUGUCUCUAGAACACAGGGAAAAGUGGAAGGCAACUGGACUCGUUUCAUUUAGGAUUUUGCUAUAUUCUUACCGGUGACUCUGACUGGGGUUGACUAUAGCAUAUUAAUCAGUGGAUGUUGAAAAGUUCAAAAGAAAAUGGCUUGCUUCCCACAGCAUCUGGAUAAUGCAUUUUGUUUGGUACGGAGCUACUACUCAGGUAACCAGUCUCAAGGGGGCAGGAGAUGAUGAUUUAAGGUGAUAUCGCAACGCGUCCCGUAAAGUAGAGCGAGAGCCACAUCCGCUGCCUUUGAUGGGUAGGGUGGGGGCAGACUUUGAUGAGAGGGGCUUUUCUGACAUGGUUCAAACCUUUUUAGCUGAGAUCAAAAUGGUCUAAACAUUGAAGGUGCCCAAACAAACUACAAAAACAAUAGGUGCAAGACUAUGGUAUAAAUUUGUAAAACCACAAUAGGUGCAUGACCAUGGUGAAGAUUGGUAUGCAUUUUGGGUGUGAGAAUGAAUGCGUGUGUGUUUGCUUGUGACUAUUUGUGCAGUGAGAGUGACUGAAUGUGUAGCGGAGAGGGAUGGAAGUUAAGACCAUGAAAAGAAAGUUUCAGCCGUAAACAGCUGAAGAUGAGUUAAAUGUUUCCCUUUUUUUCUGUUAUUUCUUAUUUUGUUUCAGUGAGUGUAUUGGACAUUGGGAGCUAAGGACCUAGACUCUAUCCACAGAAGGCCCAUCUUAGGCCUCAGUAAAAGCCUAUAUCCUUCACUAGUGUCGAGAGGGAGGGCGGAGUACAGUUGAAGCGUCACUGCCUGGUACCUUCGUUAUUUACCUCUUUCUCACAGGGACCAAACUUAGAGUUUUGACCGGGUAGGUCCUGCAUUGUAGAAAGGUUUUCGACAGGGCACCAAGCGUAACAACCAAUUUUAAACUUCACUUCAUUCAGAUUGGUUACACGUUCUCGUUCAUUAGAAGAGAAAAGUUACACGCAACAUUUCCGUAUGCCAUAAUGUAACAGUGAAUGUCUACAAUGCUGCUGUUUCAGCUCAAAGAUGAAUAUAUUUCUGUGUUCCAGUUUUUUUCCCCCCUGUGCAUUACACAUACAAAUCUCAGUAGAUUUAACUAAACGUGCAUACAAGAGCAGAAGUACGUUGGUAGGGAUGACAAGGCUUCCGAUGUGAAAGAGAACAACACAAACAAUAAAAUCUAUUAAAAAUAGAUCAGAAAACUAAAACACAAAAAAAUAUAUAUAUUGUUCAUGAACCACAGACCACCUCAAACCAGAAAUACCUCAGAUUUUUCAAUGUAUAUGAGUUCUGUUAUAUAUUUUGUUAGUUGUGUUGACUUGUAGUAAGUAUGUUUUAAUGUGAUUUUUUUUUGGGGGGGGGGGGCUUUUGUGAUUAAGGAAUUUUGGAAGAUAAAAUGUCCAAAAUCAUUUAAAGAAGUGGUACCAUGUUAUGUUGUAUAAAUGAAAGAAAAUCUUGUAAAUAGCUGUAUACAGUUGUAGAAUUCUACCUAUAUACAGUAUGACACCUGAGCAUUAUUCAUCAUUUCUGCUGACUUUUCCCAACGUGUCUUUUCCUCUCCAUUACCUAAAGGAACAUUGAACCUGUAUUUGGUUUUUCCUCACAAAAAACGAAUAUCUACCCACCACCAUCAUCGUGUCUGACCUGUAAUAUUUUUGCAUACCCCAUACCCCUAUAUGCUUCAUGGCCAAAAGUAUGUGGACACCUGCUCGUCAAACAUCUCAUUCCAAAAUCAUGGGCAUUAAUAUGAAGUUGGUCCCCACCUUGCUGCUAUAACAGCCUACACUCUUCUGGGAAGGCUUUCAACUAGAUUUUGGAACAUCGAUGCUUCCAUUUAGCCACAAGAGCAUUGGUGAGGUCGGUUUUUCAAUUCAUACCAGAGGUGUUCAACGGAGUUGAGGUCAGGGCUCUGUGCAGGCUAGUCAAGUUCUUCCACACCUAUCUCAACAAACCAUUUCUGUAUAGACCUCGCUUUGUGCAUGCGGGCAUUGCCAUGCUGAAACAGGAAAGGGCCUUCCCCAAAAUGUUGCCACAAAGUUGGAAGCACAGAAUCGUCUAGAAUGUCAUUGUUUGCUGUAGCGUUAAGAUCUCCCUUCACUGGAACUAAAGGGCUUAGCCCGAACCAUGAAAAACAGCCCCAGACCAUUAUUCCUCCUCCAAACUUUACAGUUGGUACUAUGCAUUCGGGCAGGAAGAGUUCUCCUGGCAUCCGCCAAACCCAGAUUCGUCCGUCGGACUGCCAGAUGGUGAAGCGUGAUUUAUCACCCCAAAAAUGUGUUUCCACAGCUCCAGAGUCCAAUUACGUUGAGCUUUACACCACUCUAGCCGACACUCCACCACAUUUUGCAUGGUGAUCUUAGGCUUGUGUGCGGCUGCUCGGCCUUGGAAACUCAUUUCAUGAAGCUCCUGACGAAUAGUUAUUGUGCUGACGUUGCUUCCGGAGGUAGUUUGGAGCUUGGUAGUGAGUGUUGCAACCAAGGACAGACGAUUUUUACGCACUUCCGCACUCAGCGGUCCCAUUCUGUGAACUUGUGUGGCUUACCACUUCGCGGUUGAGCCAUUGUUGCUCCUAGACGUUUCGACUUCACAUUAGCAGGGCAGAAAUUUGAUGAGCUCUUCAGUAAGGCCAUUCUACUGCCAAUGUUUGUUUAUGGAGAUUGCAUGGCUGAGUGCUCAAUUUUCUACACGUGUCAGCAAUGGGUUUUGAAGGGGUGUCCACAUACUUCUGCCUAUAUAGUGUACCUUGGGUUUGUCAUUGCUUUUAAAAUGUAUUUAAUGACUUAUCCCAUUCCGUGAUGAAAAAAGAAAGCAUUUUUACGGAAAAGACUAAAUGAAUACCAAGAGAUAUCAUUGAAUUUCCUUAUACAAAGCAAUGUGUCUCCAAAUUAGUUUCUCUCGAUUUAUAGCAUUCUAACUUUUUAAAGCGUAAAGUAAUAUUUUCUUGGUUGAUGUUUGAUUUGGUAGCACCUUGGGGAGUGUGGGGGUUAUUGUCCCUGGAUUCUCGUCCCCAUCUCAUCACACAUUGACUGACAAGAGGCACCGCAGUGGCCUCAGCUCCUUAACCCUACACCUUACAGAAGAAAGCUAUUGUUAUACGUUAUUGUUCACUGUGCCAUACGUUUUAAGGUUUGACAUCUCUCAGCAGCGUUCCACCUGUGUGUAAAGCAGAGUGUUUCAGUGUGUUUUAGUUGCACUCAUGGACAGACUCAUGACUUCAACUUCUUGUCACCAUGAACCCCAGUGUUUGACGUGGGCCUGCAGAUUUCUGCCAUCCAUGUUGCUUUGAAUAAGUGAAACCAUAGCUAGCGUCAUUUUAAGUUUUUGUGGUUAGAGAACUUGAACAAGGAUUUGGGUCUGUAAAGAGACUACUUUUCAAGGAGCCCCUCUUUCCCUGUGUUAGAGAGCAAGAAAACAAUAAUAAGGAAGCACACUCGUAUGGCACUUUUUAUUUUCUCUGGAUUAACUUCACACCAUUUUAUCAUUAACCAGGACGGAGCUAUUAUUGGUUUGAUUUGCCUUGUUAGCAAAUCAAGGUUAUGUCUGUGUCAAAUGAUCAGGUUAGUGUUUUAUGUCGAAUCUUAUUGUAAAACAGUUUUUAACUGUAUUAAUGCUAUAAGUGUAACGGGAUCAAGAAAUUGCCAGUUUGGAUAUAAAAUGUAGCAAGCAAUAUCUACAGCAAUAGUUCUACAUAUUCUUUCUGACCUCAUAGGUACUGUAAUAGGCCCUUGAGCUAGUGACCAACCAAAACGUCUGGUUGAAAAAUGCGCUUUGUUGUCAAGAGGAAGCUUGGUUUGUCGAUCCCCAGACAUUGUCUUGGUCAUAGUGUUCGUUGAGUUUUGAUAGGCCUUCACCUUUUUUUCAGUCAGACUUUUAACCAUGAGAAACGUGUAGCCAAAUCCCUUGCACCUAAGUCUGCAAGAGGUGGAACCAAAUUCUUUGUUUGAAUAUGUUUUGGGGGGGUUGUAAUGUGUCCCAAUUCUCUCUCAGCCUGGUCUCAUUAACUAGUUUUAACAUAGUAAAUGUAAAUAUGGACACUCAAAUUAGUAUAUGUUACGUUUGGUAUGGUUACAUAGGACAAUGAAAGUAGGAUGGGUGGGCGUGUAAUAUGAAUGCCUAGCAACCCAAAGGUUGCGAGUUUUAAUCUCACAUUAUCAGCUCUCCCUUCCCCUAAACCUUUAACCUAACUCCUAAACUUAACCCUAACCACAAAACUAGCUAACAUUAGCCAUCAAGCUAGAGUUCGUAACAUAUCAUACGUUUUGCAAAUUCGUUACAUAUAAAACUAAUUGUAAUUCGUAACGGAUCAUAUGAAGUGGAUAAUGGACAUCCACAAAUUUACCAUGCGAAAUGUAACAUAUACUAAAUGUUUGUCUUGGGUUUACAUACAGAAUGAUACGAAAUGCACUGAGACCAGGUUGUCUCACUUUGCUGUUAACAUUUGUAACAGUAGAGACAAAAUCUUUAUCUGCCCAUUUGACCUUUUGAUUUUGAUUUGAGAAGCUAGAGAAAGUCAUCUGACAUUGUUGGCCUUGAUUUGACUUGCUAGGACCUUUUUUUCAAGAGUUAAGUGGAUGCAUUUGAUGAGGAGGGAGAGCAAGGUAUGCAAAGUGAGCUAUUAGAAUUCAAAUUGUAAAUCUGUUUCUUUCCAAAUAGUGGUCUUGAUGUACUCUGAGCAUCACAUAUGCUGUGCAGUGUUAACUUAAGGGUUUAAUUCUUUCUAUUUUGUUGGUCAGUGUUAUGAUGAGUUAUACAAUACCAAUCGGCGGUUUUAAAGUUUUAGCCACGAUGGGAAAGGCAAGUAUUAGUCUGUUUUUUUCAUCAUUGUCUGUUUUUUUUACUCUGGUGCCAUUUUAAGGAUUCUACCAUCUCUAGUUGAGUCUUAAAUCUGAGAGCUUAGGGCCAAUAUGAGAUGGAAUGGGAGCUGGACUUAACACAGGUCUUUCCAAAUGAAUAUUUUAGCUUUAGUGCAUUGGAUCAGAGGAGGCUGGUGGGAGGAGUUAUAGGAGGAUUGGCUCAUUGGAAUUUAAUAAAUUGAACGGAGUCUCAAAUGUGGUGUUUCCAUGUGUUUGGUUCCAUUCCAGUCAUUACAAUGAGCGUGUCCUCCUAUAUCUACUCCCACCAGCCUGCUCUGCAUUGCAUAUCGGGUCAAAUCUAUUCUUACCAAUACUCACAUUGUGGUUCAUGAUGACAAGGGUGAAGUUUUGGAAUAUAAACAGCAUGUGAUAUCAGCAACAUUGCUAUCUGGGAGCGUCGGACGGAAAACCUGAGGUGUUCUGAUGUUGUUGUGCCUUUAUUUUCCUCAUUGUCAUUGCUGAAGCAACCACUGUGGUGCCCCUCUUUGUUUAUUUGUUAUUAGUACCUGACAAAAGAAAUCUCAUAUAUAAUCUAAUGUAAAAACUCUUAAGUGACCAGCUGUAAUUCUGGAUGCAGUCUUAGAUCCAGGUUGUUCAGGAACCAAUUACCUCAGACCUCACGUGAAACAGUGUUGCUAGCUGGAUAGUCGUCGAUACUACAGAAUAAUGGUGUACACUUUCGUCAUGCCAACAGGUUACCUCGUUUGUACUGGUGUAACAUGUAUCAUGCACCCCUUGACAAUGUGAAAACCCUCUUAGUUUCUGAGCAUCUCACCUCUUUUUUUCCUUCUUUUUUUUCCUUUUUUUUUUUCAACAGCAAAGAAAUGGUAUUGUAUGGAAAAGCGUUUAAGUGCUUUGUCUGCUACUUUCCCCAACUGAAAUUGUUAGUGUAUAGAGGUUUGACAGCUCACUUUGUCAUCAGGCAGAACUGAAACAAAAUGGUUCUGGUGAUUGUUACUGACUGAGGAUUUUUUUCAGACUGUUAAAAGAUUCAGUUGGCUGAGAUUUCAUUCUAGCCCUGUCUUUCUCUCUCUCUCUCAAAAAAAAAACAUAACACUAAUUACCAUUGUACCCUAAGAUUGGUUAUCAAUACCACUUUGAUUCUUCUUAUUUUUACUUUACCCAACUCUCUGAACAUCUUUAAGUGUUAUUACGUUGCUUAUUUACUGUGCAUGGACAGUGGCUCAAGCUAUCUGAACAUUACCUCAUGUUUUCCCAGAGAUCAGUUGGUUCAAGUCUUGCGUCAAUCAGCAGCAGCGAGCUGUGAGCCCUGGCAAUCGACUUAUCCUCUUUAAAAUAUUAAGACCUUCCCCAGCUGGAGAGAACUAUUGACUUUGCCAAUUGCUAUAAACUUCCACAACUUCUUUUUAGCCUCUGGAUGAGAAUAGCUUGCUACUCUACGCUUUAAAAAGCCAUUAUUCCAUAAAGUGACAGUUUAUUUCGCUCCUUUAAAAAGAGGUGGGAUUUGCUGUUGGUAGACAUUGUCAAUGGUGAAUGUUUGUUUUUUCCUCCUACGAGCUCGCCAGUGGCUCCUUGCAUUGAUUGGAAUUGUUCAACCAAACAAAACCGAAAAACCUUUCCACUGCAAGGACUGAUUCACAAUGUCUUUCUUCCAAGACCCACCAAAACAAGGGUGAGGGGGGGGGGGGUUCUUGUUUUGUCAAGGGGUCUUAUUUAAAAGUGUUGUUUCUAUACCAGGAUUCGUGAAAUGUAAAUGUUGUAGGUUAUAUUUCACUAUUGUAGCUAAAUUGUAGAACAGAGAUGGCUUGUACUACUGAUUUUAACAUAAAUAUCCUCAAAUAAUCUGUAUAAGACUAAAUGUAUACAGAGAGUGGAGCUUGUUGCUGUAACCCCUCUUUUGGAUUGAAGAACAUGUUUAAAAGUUUCAUAUAUAUGAAAAUCCCAGAAAAAAUCCAACAUCCAUUGUAUUGCUGUAAUGAUGAGGAGUUGUUUUGAACGAUCAUUGUAACAUAGUUCUUUCAUUUGCAGUGGAUCCUUGUUCCUUUUUUACUGUGGUAAUUUUAGAUCUCAGUAUUCAGAGUUUGAAAUAGAUUUGCCUAGUUGUUGAGGUGUGGCUGUUUCGACUCUGCACUUGGUGCCAGAAUAAACCAGUAUGAAUGUAGUAUUUGCCCAGUGUAAAACAACUACACCCAGACUGUUAGAGAAAAAAAUACUAGAAAGGAUUAUUUCAAUUUUAUCUUUUUGUAUAUGAAAGUAAACAAUAAAAAAAAAUGUUAAAAACCA
This is a messenger RNA of Salvelinus fontinalis (brook trout), 9695 nucleotides long. Its product is annotated as activin receptor type-2B-like. Gene Ontology annotation, molecular function: activin binding; ATP binding; activin receptor activity. Gene Ontology annotation, cellular component: activin receptor complex; plasma membrane. NCBI's taxonomy places the organism in Eukaryota, Metazoa, Chordata, Actinopteri, Salmoniformes, Salmonidae. The transcript is spliced from 11 exons. The coding region runs from base 424 to 1959 and encodes 511 amino acids. Gene Ontology annotation, biological process: cellular response to growth factor stimulus; protein phosphorylation; activin receptor signaling pathway. The record is from RefSeq and is a predicted model, not a curated record.